AUGGGCGCCAGCGACUCCAAGCUAGUGUUCAAGAAGGGCAUCUUCAGGCUGUCCGAGGAGAGACACAUCCCCGCCGAUGAUUCCUACUGGACGUCGUUUUGGGAACUGCCGGAAUCCUCCGAAGAUGUCUUUAGCCUCUUCGCGCCCGCCGACAUCCGCCGAACCCGCGACAAUGCGCUCGAGAACCUCGAGACCCUGAUAUUAGCGAUCACAUCCCGGCUCUUCACCCUGCGACACCACCCCUCCUUCCCCGACGCCGAGAUCGCCCCGGACCGAGAGGCGCUCAACUGCAUCCGGGUCCUGACCCGCAUCCUGCCCUACCUGUACGAGCUCGAGGCGCUGCAGGCGUGGGAGGACAGGUUCUUUUGGGGAACUCGGAGGAAGCGCACCAGGCGCGCAAAACUCGCCAGCGAGGUGCUGUUUGAUGGGUCGCAGCCCACAUCGCCCACGACGACGGACGACGGCUUUGAAGACGGCGGUGGGAAUGGGGAUAAGAAGAAGCCCAGGGCGACCGGCGAGGAUGGGUAUGAGGAUGCAAGACCGCUGGGCGAGGAGCUCAUCGACACGUUGAUUGACCUCCUCUUCUUGACCGAGUUCACGGUCCCGAGGCAGGCGGUCCCGGCUGGUGCCACGGCGGCAGGCAGGCCAAAGGUCAGCUAUGCGAUCUGGCAGAGCGGUGUCGGUUGCAAUCAGACCACGCAGACCACGAGGGAGUUCGAGAGCAAUCGGACCGAGAUCCUACGGCUGCUAUUGACGCUGUGCAGCCAGAGCAUGUACAUGUCGGCCAAUGUUUUGCCACAGCGUGGGGUGAAGGCAUUGACGCACAUCUGCACGUGCCCAGAUAAGCAGGUUGUGCUGUCGAUGCUAUGCUCGCUGCUGAACACGACAUUGAAGUACCAGCCUACGAGCUGGCGCGUGCCAUACAAUACGCUCCUGACCAGAGACGCCAAACAAACCCUGACGACCUACACUAUGCAGUUCUUAUUAGUAGUCAUACUCUACCCGGUCCCAGAUAACGCCAAUGGCCAGACACAGAAGAACUACUACCGGCACUUCCUGGGUCGCAUACACCGUCCACAAGACUUUCAGUUCAUUGUGGACGGUAUGACGCGUAUUCUCAACCAGCCAAUGCAUGCAAAUUCCACAUCCUACAUCCCGGGAGCAGUGACUCAGUCGUCAGCUGCCACAGUCAAGUUCGCUCCUGAAACCAUCAUGCUCUUUUGGGAGACCACUCAGUGCAACAAACGCUUCCGAUCUUUCAUCAUCGACACCCAGCGCGCCCACGACUUUGUGAUCUCAAUUUUAUUCUAUGCGAUUGAGUUCAAGGGAGAUAGCUCAAGGCAAGGUGUCGUUAGGAUGUGUGCCUUCUUGCUGCAGACGUUGAGCAUGGAGAAGAAUUUUGGUGUCAAUUUGAACAAGAAUUUUGAGGCGCAGGACACCCUACCACCUGCUAUUAGGAUACCUGCUUUUCGCGGCACGUACGCGGAUUUUCUCAUUCAGUCCAUCUACAACCUUAUCACGACGAGCAAGGGCAAGCUCUCAGCUAUAUACCCUGUCCUCCUUGCAGUCAUCAACAACAUAGCUCCCUACCUCCAAGGAAUCAGCGCUACCACCAGCUCCAGGCUAUUGCAGUUGUUUGCUUCCAUGUCUUCACCAUCAUUCCUCUUGGCUAAUGAGAGCAAUCAUGAUCUGUUGCGAUCUCUUCUCGAGGCGUUGAACACAAUUAUUGAGCAUCAGUAUAAGAGCAACCCAAAUUUUGUGCUUGCAGUUCUGAAGAACAGGAAACGUAUAGAAGCACUACGCAACUUCACGCUAGAAAGUGGACAAGAAGAGAUAGAGCGUCGCAAGAAACGGCGAAAGGAGGAUGGCCUGGCCUCAGAUCCCCUGUCGGAGGCGGGGUCUACUCGAAACUCGCUGGAAAGUAUCAACAGCCCUACUACGAUGCCUUCCAGGGAAUCUUUAACACAACCCAGUGCCCCGGCUGCAAAUGAGGAGGACAGCACAUUUGCAAUUGGUGACGACGAUGACAGCGAUGACGAGGCAAGACCGACGCCGGCACAGAGCGACGUGCCUUCACGUUCUUCGUCUGUUGCAUCUACGACAAACCGUCGUGGCAUCCCACAAUCCCUUGACGGUGAUGCAGAGGACGCACUCCCAACCCAGCUCAGGGGCAUGUCGGAGAAAGCACGGGGAAAGAUGCCGGCAGGGUACUCCUUCUCCAGACAAAACUCGACCACAUCACUUGGAGGCAGCUCCGUUGCCGGCAGUGCGGCCGGCAUAGCUGCGUCGGCGUCCUCGCCAUUGCUGUCUGGGGGUUCUGGUGGCUACUUUGAGCCCACGGCCCAGUGGAUUGACAGUUGGCUACCGGAGCUACCGCUGCACACACUCCUGACUCUGAUUCAGCAGCUGACAGCGUUGCUUCCACGACAAGCCCUCGCGCCAGAAGCCUCGGCUGCCGCGGAUCCCCGCCGGCACGAGCAGAUCCUAUCCCGGAUCCGUAGCACGGAGCUCGUGGGGAUCGACGCGGACGUGGCACAUCCUCGCGUGCACUUGUUUGAGUGGUCGCAGCUCGCACUCGGCUGGUAUGAAUCGCUCGUGUGGAGCUUCGUCUUCUCGGCUGAGCUGCAAGCCGCGCGUGGCACGGCGGGCAUCUGGAACGGGACGGCAAUCCGGCUGUUCCGGGUCGUGCAAGACGCGCAGGCGCCGCAAGGUCCGAGUCUGAGCAGCCCGCGCGGCGCGGUCGACGCGGUCGGGAGCAACCUCGUGAGCCGUAUUGGAGCCAUCAACCUGAGGGGCGCGGCGGAGAGUCUGGGCAGGGCUAGUACGGGCGGGAGCGCGGGUGGAGGUGGGACAAGCGAGGGUGCUGCAAGGAGAGGCAGUGUUGAGAGCUGGGUCUUCCCCUCGUGUGCUGUUCUUCCGAAACAACCUUGGAGAGAAAAGUCGGAAAAUACGUCUUCCGAUGCUGCAGUCAGUCAUGGCAACGAUAAUCCUCGAGGCAAGUCUCAAAUGUCUAUUCGUCAAAGAGACAGCAAACGCGCUGCCUUCAAAGUCGGCCAUGCCGCGGCAAGGUUUAAAAAGCCCGCUGCCAAAGCCGCCGCGCUCAAAGCCCAGAAGGAGUCUGCACACCGGACGUCGCCGGCUCGGCGGGCAUCGGCAGAGCCGCAAACUCGGCAGGCCACCAAGGACAAUAAGCAGCGGAAAGACGAAGAGGAAGAAAAAGCCCUCGAGGACCCCAUCGCAGCAAUUGCCGCCGCCGCCGCCGCAGCAGCAGCGGCAGCAGUCCUUGUCGCGCAACCAUCAGCCCAGUCGGCAACUAUGCACCUGGGGAUGUUUGAGAUUGGCAAGCCGCUUGGCAGGGGCAAGUUUGGGCGGGUGUACCUGGCGCGGGAGCGGGAGCACGGGUUCGUGUGCGCGCUCAAGGUGCUGCACAAGCGCGAGCUGCAGGACGCGGGCGUCGAGAGGCAGGUGCAGCGCGAGAUCGAGAUACAGAGCAACCUGCGGCACGCAAACAUAGUACAGAUGUACGGGCACUUUCACGACUCGAAGCGGAUUUUCAUCAUCCUCGAGUUCGCCGGCAAGGGCGAGCUGUACAAGCAGCUGAAGAAGGAGGGCAGGUUCGCCGAGCGGCGGGCGGCGCGGUGCGUGGCGCAGAUGGCGUCGGCGCUGGGCUACCUGCACGGCAAGCACGUCAUGCACCGCGACAUCAAGCCCGAGAACAUCCUGGUCGGCUUCCACGGCGAGAUCAAGAUAGCCGACUUUGGCUGGAGCGUCCACGCGCCCAGCGACCGCCGGACGACGUUUUGCGGCACGCUCGACUACUUGCCGCCCGAGAUGAUCAAGCCGCGCACGCCCGACUGUUCGUACGACCACCGGGUCGACCUGUGGGCGCUGGGCGUCCUGACGUACGAGCUCCUGGUGGGCGAGGCGCCGUUCGAGGACACGCCUGCCAGGACGCACAAGAGGAUCACGCGGCGGGACAUGAAGGUGCCGUCGUUUGUCAGCCGUGAGGCGCGCGAUCUUAUUGUCAAGAUUCCUAGUGAUAGCAUUGGAUAG
Messenger RNA from Pyricularia pennisetigena, 4053 nucleotides. RefSeq lists its product as uncharacterized. The record is from RefSeq and is a predicted model, not a curated record. Lineage: Eukaryota; Fungi; Ascomycota; Sordariomycetes; Magnaporthales; Pyriculariaceae. The transcript has 8 exons. Gene Ontology annotation, cellular component: Golgi trans cisterna; membrane; Golgi medial cisterna. Gene Ontology annotation, biological process: protein phosphorylation. Bases 1 to 4053 code for a protein of 1350 amino acids. Gene Ontology annotation, molecular function: ATP binding; protein kinase activity.